AUGUCGCACCACGGUCACGAGCAGGAGACUGGACUCAGGGGCAAGGUGAACGAGCUCAAGCAGGAGCUGCACCACACGACCAAGGACGACGCGCAUGAGGUGGAGGUCAAGCGAACGCCCACGGGCAAGGCCAUCUACACCGAAUCUGUGGCGCCCGUGCCCAAGGAGACGCUGCCGGAGCACAUCCAGUUCCCCGACAUCAUGACUCCCGAGCAGCACCUCGAGCGGGCCAAGUACUACCGGGACGAGGCCGAGAAGUGGAGGUCUAAGCACUACGGUCACGAUGACGGCCUCAACGCCAAGAAGUACAACGACCUCAUGGGCCAGGCCCACUACCACGAGGGCAUGGCGGCCCAGCCCGAGGGGCUCAAGGUGCCCAAGGAGCACCCCAACCCGCAGCUGCCCAACGCGGCCAAGCUCGAGAGCGGCCCAAGAGUCUACAAGGGCAAGGGCACCGGCCAGGCCCAAAUCUGA
Acanthamoeba castellanii str. Neff is the source of this 474-nucleotide messenger RNA. RefSeq lists its product as uncharacterized. The record is from RefSeq and is a predicted model, not a curated record. NCBI's taxonomy places the organism in Eukaryota, Discosea, Longamoebia, Acanthamoebidae. The transcript is spliced from 2 exons. Bases 1 to 474 code for a protein of 157 amino acids.